UCGUUUUCUCUUCUCAGAGUUUGAGAUUUCACACAAGAACACGAGUGGCUCUAACUAGCCAACACCUCUCCAACCACUAUUUUGCAAUCUAACAAAUCCACAAAACCCUAGAAUUCCAAAAAAUUAAUCCCCAAAAUUCCCAAAAUUCCAAAUUCCCCGAGUAGCUGAGAAGCUAAGCUAUGUGGGGUGGGGGAGGUAGUGGCAGUGGUGGUGGUGGUGGCGGUAUCUUCUGGGGACGAAAGGAAGAGGUCUCUGAUUCAAAAGGAAUCGCUGUCAUCUUCUCUUGGGUUUCGAUUCACGAGAGACACUUGAAGAAUUACGUGGAUCUGUAUUCGUCUCUCGGUUGGAAUUCCCUCGUUUGCCAUUCCCAUUUUCUCCAUGCAUUCGAUCCCGAAAAGGCCAUGUCGUCCGCCUUUGUUAUUCUCAAUGAGCUUGUUGAGGAGCUAAGGAUUAAGCCAUGCCCUGUAGUGUUUGUGGCUCUUUCUGCUGGUACAAAAGCGUGUAUGUACAAGGUUUUUCAGAUUAUUGAGGGAAUUUGUGAAGGUCAGCUCUAUCCGGCCGAAUAUCGAUUGGUCAGAAAGUGUAUUACCGGACACAUCUAUGAUUCUGGUCCAGUUGAUUUUACGAGUGACCUGGGCACUCAAUAUGGACUACACCCAGCCAUUCUAAAGAUGCCUGGAUCAUCAAAACUGGUUUCUUGGCUAGCUAAAGGCAUUGCUUCUGGUCUGGAUGCUUUGUAUCUUACUAGGUUUGAAUCCCAGUGCGCUGAGUAUUGGCAGGCUUUGUUUUCCUCUGUUAAUUUGGGUGCUCCAUUUCUCGUUUUAUGCUCUGAUAAAGAUGAUCUGGCUCCUUAUCAUAUUAUCUACAAUUUUACUCAACGUUUACAAGAACUUGGAGGAGAUGUCAAUCUUGUGAAAUUGAGUGGCUCCCCUCACCUAGGUCAUUAUAAGCAUUAUCCAAUACAAUACAGGUCGUCUGUUACUCAUUUCCUUGAGAAGGCAGCUAUGGUUUUUUGUCAAAGAAUUCAAGAACUUGAAGGUCAAAAUGCUAGCAUGGAAGGCAUGCACGAUGAAAUAUCUGAACUAAUCUGUGAUCUCCGGAAAGUAGCUGUAAAUUCUAACCAGAGCCUCAGAAGAGUUGCAGUGGAACCAAGCGACCACUUCUUCUUGCCAAGUUCAGCAGAGAAUCAUAAUGGUAGGGACUCUGGGUCUUUACAAGAUGAACAGAAAGAAAGAUCAAUCUCUCUGCCCAAGGCCCCAAGCAUUAGUGCACAUAGUGUACUCGGCCAAGUCCUGUUUGAUGUUUGUGUCCCUAAGAACGUCGAGGGUUGGGAUAUCAAAUUUGGUGGGUCUUUGAAUGGGCAGCCAUUUGCCUCUGCUCGUAGGAAUUCACCACCUCAUGGUCUCAAAAGCAUUCGUCGCUCGAGAUUAUGACUUCUCUUACGGGUUUGCCUUUGAAGGAGAUCUGUUACGUGGCAGAGAAUGGCGCAUGAAAAAUUAGCUGUAGCAACCCAAGAGUUGGAGGUGAGGUCUGCCUUUUCAGACACCUUCUGGGGUAUCCGGCAGAACGAACGAGGGAUAAUCGCAUGUAUAUAACCACACAUAUAUGUUUAAGACAGAUUUUGUCCAUCUGACGAACAAUCGGAACGUAUAGAUGAUCACCAAUCUUGAUGGUAGAUGAUGAUACAUAUCACCAGGAGUGGGGUGCAAAGUUGGUUUGCAUAAGAUAAUAGUCUGUAUGUACUGUAGGUUCCUUGUAGCACGGACACAAUCGUUCGUUCAAUUAACACUACCAGAUGCGUUGCUUGAACGAUCCUGACUAAGAUUUAAUCGUUGUAAAUAUAGGAGGAAAAACAGUUGCUAAGUUCUCAAUAAAUAUAGAAGUAUGUAAAUUUCAUAUUAUAAAACAUGAACACUGGCUCAUUUUUAAGGGAGCUCGAA
Molecule: messenger RNA, 1940 nt
Organism: Prunus avium (sweet cherry)
Lineage: Eukaryota; Viridiplantae; Streptophyta; Magnoliopsida; Rosales; Rosaceae
Product: peptide methionine sulfoxide reductase (Protein of unknown function DUF829, transmembrane 53)
Source: RefSeq, a predicted model, not a curated record